CAUAAAACAACUCGCUCGUCGCCUGCUCUUCUUCUCUUCUCUACUCCAUCCAUUGUCUUCCUCUAUUCUCUCCUUCUCCCUCUUCUACUCCUCCCCUCCUCCCUCCAUGGCAUCUCGAGCCACCUUGUCCCUCCUCCGCCUGCCCCUGGCCCUCUCCCGGGCCAGGCCGGUCGCUCCCGGCGCCCUCGCCUUCCUCCACCACCCCUCCUCGCCCGUCUCCGUCGCCCCCCUCGCAUCCGCAAGACCUCUUUCCACUCAAUUCAUCUCCUCAUCCAACCGACGCUCGUCUCCGCCCUCUCUCGCUCAAUACCAAUCACACAUCCUCGCCCGCCGCUUCCUCUCCUCGACCCCGGCUUCCGCCUCUCCCUCCGAGCCGCCAUCCUCCGAUCCCGCUAAAGCCUCAGACUCAAAGACCCCCUCGGCCGCACCCGUCCCGCCGGCGGUGGUGGCCGCCGGAAUCAGCUCUGCCGUUCCCACGCCGAAAGCAAAGAGCCGGUUCUGGCGCUUCACCUCCUUCGUCGUCUACCUCCUCGGCGCAGGCGUCUCGACGAUCUUCUUGCUUAUCGCCGCCUUCUUCCUCUACGACGCCUCGACCUACAAAGAACUCGACGACGCCGAGGAUGUUGAAGUAUCCUUGCUGGCUCUUAACCCAAACAUCGGUGGACCUAAGAACCUUCCUAUCCUCGAAAGCUAUCUCGACGACGAAGAGUGCGAGGCAAAGAAGAUCUCCAGUCACAAGCCGCGUCUCGUCAUCCUCGGAUCCGGCUGGGGCGCUGUUGGUUUGGUCAAGAAUGUCAAUCCUAACGACUAUCACAUCACCGUGAUCUCCCCCCGGAACCAUUUCCUUUUCACUCCUAUGCUCCCAUCUGCCACUGUUGGAACCCUCGAGUUCAGAUCCCUGGUUGAACCGAUUCGCCGCAUCGUUGCCAGCGUCAACGGUCACUACAUUGAAGCCUCUGCCGAAAAAGUCGAAUUCCAAGACCGCCUCGUCGAAGUCAAACAGCACCUCCCCGACGGCUCCUCGCGUGACUUUUACGUUCCCUACGACAAACUUGUGGUUGCGGUUGGUUCGCAGACAAACUCCCACGGCGUCAACGGUCUCGAAUACUGCAACUUCCUCAAGACGAUCGAAGACGCGCGUCUCGUGCGCGAAAAGGUCUUCCGCAAUCUCGAACUGGCUUGUCUUCCGGGAACUUCUGAAGAUGAACGCAAGCGGUUGCUCAGCUUUGUCGUCUGUGGAGGCGGUCCGACCGGUGUUGAGUUUGCUGCCGAGCUCUACGAUUUCUUGAACGAGGAUCUGUGUAAUACCUACCCCAAGCUGCUUCGCAACCUAGUCUCUGUCCACAUUGUCCAGUCGCAAGGCCACAUCCUCAACACGUACGAUGAAAAGAUCAGUCAAUAUGCACAGGAACGGUUCAUCAACGACUCGAUCGACGUGCUGACCAACGCGCGCGUGAAGAGUGUCGAACCCGACCGUGUGAUUUUCAGCCAAAAGAACGCAGACGGCGUGGCCGAGAACAAGGAGCUGCCGUGCGGAAUGUGUCUCUGGUCGACUGGCGUCACGCUCUGCGACAUCACAAAAGAUAUUGCUGCGAGCUUACCUGGCCAUCAGCGCAACAAGCGCGCGAUCGAGACCGACACGCACUUGCGCGUCCUGGGCGCGCCGCUGGGCGAGGUCUACGCGAUCGGCGACUGCUCGACCGUGCGCACAAACAUCACCGAGCACAUUGUCGAGUUUCUGAAGACGUACGCGGUCAAGGCGAACGUCUCGAUCGAGAACUACGAGAUCACCUUCCAGCAGUGGCGAGAUAUCGCGCAAAACAUCAAGCGGCGGUUUCCGCAGGCGUCGGAGCAUCUCCGACGAGUGGACUCGCUCUUCACCGAGUUUGACCAGGACCACUCCGGCACGCUCGCGUUUGCCGAGCUGACUGCGCUUCUGAAGAACAUCGACAGCAAGGUAACUUCGCUUCCCGCGACCGCGCAACGCGCGAACCAGCAGGGCAUCUACCUCGGCCGGAAAUUCACCAAGCUUGCGCGCGCGCAGGAGUCGCUUGCGAUGGACGAGGUUGUGAACAAGGACAUCGACGACCUCGUGCACCGCCCGUUUGCGUACCACCACCUCGGCAGUCUUGCGUAUGUCGGCAACGCGGCCGUGUUUGACUUCAACGGGUACUCGCUCGUCGGCGGGCUGGUGGCGGUGUAUCUCUGGCGGUCCGUGUAUUUUGCGCAGAGCGUGAGUUUCCGGACGCGCGCGUUGUUGUUUAUGGAUUGGUUGACGAGAGGGUUGUUUGGUCGCGACAUCACGCCUCUGUAAGGAGUAGAGGGUGUUUGUUUAUAGACUUUGAUUGUAUAAGCAGUUUGUUUUGUUAGAGUUGUAAUAAUAGAGCCAAAGAUAGAAA
Myxozyma melibiosi is the source of this 2399-nucleotide messenger RNA. RefSeq lists its product as uncharacterized. The transcript is spliced from 3 exons. The record is from RefSeq and is a predicted model, not a curated record. Bases 107 to 2314 code for a protein of 735 amino acids. Gene Ontology annotation, molecular function: calcium ion binding; NADH dehydrogenase activity. NCBI's taxonomy places the organism in Eukaryota, Fungi, Ascomycota, Lipomycetes, Lipomycetales, Lipomycetaceae.